Amphiprion ocellaris (clown anemonefish) is the source of this 3811-nucleotide messenger RNA. RefSeq names its product ADP-ribosylation factor-like protein 4A. Gene Ontology annotation, biological process: vesicle-mediated transport; intracellular protein transport. Bases 559 to 1164 code for a protein of 201 amino acids. The record is from RefSeq and is a predicted model, not a curated record. Gene Ontology annotation, cellular component: cytoplasm. Lineage: Eukaryota; Metazoa; Chordata; Actinopteri; Pomacentridae. Gene Ontology annotation, molecular function: GTP binding; GTPase activity. The transcript is spliced from 2 exons.
CGGCUGCUCGUAGACACCUUUGAUAUUUCUGCAGCUUGAAAGACAGCUACUUUUGAUAAAAAUGGGCUUGGAGUACAUUGUUUAGGUUACAACGAUUUGAAAGACGCAUCGUUUAUGAUUUGACAACGUAUAUCUCAUGAGUUAUUGAUGCCGGAAGUCCGAAUCUGUGAAUAUCUUUCCAACUUUACCGAAGUAUCAUCAGCUCCUUUAAUGUGUUCAUUGUAAUGUGGAUAUUUUAGAACUGUCCAGUAGGCCUACUGUGUGAAUCAAGGAUGAAAAAUGAUCGCUUUCGGGAAUUUUUGAAAGACUUGGUUGCUUGGAGGCUCUGAGGGGUUUUGUUUUGAAAGGCGGCACCGGCUUUGUGGACUUGAAGCUGCAGCGGAAUGAGAGCAGCCUGUUCAGUUUGUAUCUAGAGAUUGUGAUGUGGAGCUGAGCGUCAGAACGCAACCUGUGGACAUACUGACAAUAUGAAAUGGAUUAACACUGAGUGAGAAGCUCCUGCUGCAGUCCUCUGAGAUAAAAUCACAAAAAUCUAGUGACAACUUCUCCUGUGCCAAGAUGGGGAAUGGAUUAUCAGAUCAUCACUCCCUCCUCCCCUGCCUCCCAUCCUUCCAGGCCCUCCACAUUGUUAUUCUCGGACUGGACUGUGCGGGCAAGACCACCGUGCUGUACCGCCUGCGGUUCAAUGAGUUUGUGAACACUGUCCCGACUAAAGGUUUUAACACAGAGAAGAUCAAAGUGUCACUUGGAGGAAGCCGACGAACAGCGUCCUUCCACUUUUGGGAUGUAGGAGGUCAGGAGAAGCUGCGGCCUCUGUGGCGCUCCUACACACGUUGUGCAGACGGCAUUGUGUUUGUGGUGGACUCAGUGGAUGCCGAGCGCAUCGAAGAGGCCAAGAUAGAGCUGCACAAGAUUACACGACUGGCAGAGAACCAGGGAGUGCCGGUUCUGGUGGUGGCUAACAAACAAGACUUAAGGAAUUCGCUGAGUCUGGCUGAGAUGGAGAGCAUGUUAGCUCUUGGUGAGCUCAGCAGCGCCACCCCCUGGCACCUUCAGCCUGCUUGUGCUAUCAUUGGUGAGGGGCUGCAGGAAGGACUGGAGAAGCUCCACGUCAUGAUCAUGAAAAGGAGAAAGAUGCUGCGACAGCAGAAGAGGAAGAGAUGAUAUGCCAACAAUGGGAAUUCUAAAAUCUGAGCUGGAUCUAAAGCUACAUGAGAACUACUGUGAGCUUCGUGCAGUCUGCUGGUUCAUUGUGUUUGCUGUGAAAGAGACACAAUGAUCCCCAUCCGGUCGGCUGCCCCUUCGAAGUCUGAUUGCUUGGGUUUGCUCCUUCCAGUGAAACUGUUUGUUCAGGUCAGCCAGUGUUUGGCCCAGCAGGAGACAGUGGCAUGGAUUUUUUCCAGCUGGCAAGAAUCAGCAACAAGUCCUUCUGAUGAAAGUACAGUAUUUUGCUACACAGCAGCAACCUAUGAAGUUUACGCUGAAUUCUCAGAGAUGAGAAAUUAGCUCUUAUUUGUCUGUUAUUUGGUAAAAUAUGUGCUGCAUCUGUUAAAAAUCAGUGAGCCUUUAUAUUUUUAUUCUACCAAAGUUCUGGAUGUUUACAUAAAGGUUAGUAAUGAUUCAUCUAGUGUAGGAUGAAUAGAGACCCAAAAACACAAUCACCUUAGAUAGAACCAAGUUUUUAGAAGGUUCCUGGCCUUCUUGUGGCCAAAUGUGUAUGAAUGACAAGCUAAGAGCACAGUCACACUGCUAGCAGCAAAUGUCUGGGUACCAUGCAUCACAAUAACAAAAAAAGAGAGAGAACCAUUUUUUCCCCUGACAGUAGCCCCAAAAGGCCAGAAUUGCAUUGUGUUGCAGUGUUAUAGUCUGAGUCUGAUUAUUUGGCUAGUAGUUCCUCAAACUCAAUCAGGACCUGUGUUGCAAGUAGUUCAUUUGACUGGACCAAAAGAGGCUAUGUGGCUAUAUAUAUAUGGUCCAAAAUUAGCUUAUAUUGCUGUCAGUGUUACUCAGUAAAUGACAAGCAACAUCAGUGCACAAAUGCUAAAAGCCAACAAAGUUAACCAUUAAGCAAACAUUGGUUUAUGAACAUACAUUUCAGUAGAUGGCAAAAAAAAGUAUGGAGGAUGAUAUCCAACUGUUAUCGCUGGAUUGGUGGAAGGGAAAUAAAAACUGGAACCAAGUUAACCUUUCUUAGCCAACAAUAGUUGGUUUAUUACUGAUCAUAGCAUACAUUAAUUUUCACUCUCCUUUAACUUGAUCAUUUAUAUUUGUAAGAAAUAGAUUGAAUUUGAUCAGUUUAUCUUCAGAUGUACCCUAACUUUUAGUUAUGAUUUAGUCAUUUUUAUGUCUAAUGCAUUAUUAAUUUUAUAAAAGGUUCUGCAGUUGGCUGCUUGACAUUCAUGGGAAAAAUUCAGGGAAAGUAGAUACACCAAAAUGCAAAGAACUGUUGAUUACUGAACUGGUUAUUUUGACAGCAGUUCAUGCCAUCUCCACGUGGCUGUAAAAGGUGAAAAUUGUUGGCUAGGGAAAGUUGUGACUUCAUCAUUAACAUGACUCCCUGUAGAAGUGUCUGCUGUAAUCCUGCUUGCUUGACAAGCCCAGUUGGCUUAGCAGGAAUGUUACCGGCUGCCUGGUUCUCGGUGUCAGAGGCAGCAUCACCAUGACCUAAAGACAUGUUGACAUACUGAGCAAAGCCAGAGUCUGAAUGCACUUUAAUGGUCCUUUUCCUGACCUUGACUGCUAAAAUUCUGAUUCUGAAACUAAGAGAAGUGAAAUAUUGAUUUAAAAGAAUAAUUUUGCACAUACACACACAUAUUGUAAUUGUUUGAUCUGCAAGAUAAUUUUUUAAAGUCAAGCUACAGUUUAAUCCUCUGAACCUCAAAACCCACUUGCAAGUUUGAAAGGCCAGUUAUCUUUUAAAAAUCACCAAAAUGAAACAAUUUAUCAGCCAGAAACUUUAAAAAUAAAAAGAAUCAUCCUAUUUGCAAUGUUCUGAUGGUCAAUAGUUCUGUUUUGUCAGGAAAAUUGUGACAUUUAAUCAAAAUCACUUUAAUUUGCACAUCUUAUUUUAAAAGCCACCAAAAGAUACACCAUUUGUACCAGAUUCUGUAAAAAGAAAAGAAAAAACAUUACACUUCUUGACACAACAGAGAAAUCAUGACUGACUUAAUUGUAUGUCACAUGACACAAAUUCAGGGACUUUUUGUUUGAACUGCAGGCUGUGUUUGCAUAGAGCAGAACAGAGAUGAGUAUGGAACCCAACUAUAUAAGGUUGUAAAAUAUUCUUAGUAGGACUAUGUAGAGUUAUCAUCCAUUGACUCUUGGAAAAGCAGUGGGUAUGUUCAUUCUGUUAUUUUUUUAUUAUUGUGAAUUUAAACAAGAAAUUAUACUUUGGCAUUUCUUUUUUAAUGAUUUAUAGCAUUCUAACUUUGUUAUACUGCACAGAAGACAUGUCUGUGUUCUCUCUCUCCUUCUGGCUGUGAUUAGAGUGUUUCUGAAGAGGUCAGGACUUUUUAUUGUGGUGAAAAAUGAGGCCACAGUAAGCAAAAAUGUGACAUUAGCAGAAGAUAUUUUUAAACCGCUUGGGGUUCAGAGGGUUAUUGAUCACUGUGCAAUAGAUUUAAAAUGUGAUUGAGCAUUACCACAUGAGAUACCGUCAAAUGCAUGACUGUCACACAGGGAGGAUUUCUCGGUUAGGUGUUCAACUCUACCACAGUUAAAAUCCCUCCCCCACUAUGAUUGUCAGGGUGUUCACAUCGAUGUGUUUGAUCCACUGUGUUCACUUGGAAUAAAGCAACAAAAGAACAGACAA